AUGAUGAUCAGACACUUACUCGUGGUGUGCGCGACCGUGCUGAGCGUGGUGCAGGCGGGGAAACAUGACAUCUACUCCGGGCAUUCAGUGUAUGGAGUGCAUGUUCGGAGUAAAGCACAUCAGAUGCUCCUGCAUGAUCUGGAGCCAAUACUGGACCUGGACGUCUGGCAGCACGGCAUUAUCUCGGAGAGGGAAGCUUUCAUCAGAGUAGCACCUGAGAACAAGGAACAUUUCCUGAAUGCUUUGGAUGAAGAAGGAAUAAAACACUACGUCCACUUGGAAGAUGUUGCUCAGACCUUAGAACAGCGAGACAAUGAAAUGAACUCGUGGAGGGCUUCAAGACGAAAUAGAAUGUUGUUCAAUGACUACCCCCGAUAUGAUGAAAUUAAUGCGUUCAUGGAUAGGAUUGCUCUCCAGCACCCCAGUCUGGUCCGCGUUGUCACAGCUGGUAAAAGUUUUGAAGGACGCGACAUUAAAUACUUGAAGAUUUCAACAAGCAACUUCGAAGACAGUAGUAAACCUAUCUACAUGUUGACUGCGAUGAUCCACGCGCGCGAGUGGGUGACCACUCCAACCCUCCUGUACUCCGUGCACCGCCUGGUGGAGAACUUGAGAAGUCAGGAUCGAGACCUGCGGGAGGACAUCGACUGGAUCAUCAUGCCGCUACUCAACCCUGACGGUUACGAGUACUCACAUACGACUGAACGUCUCUGGCGAAAGACAAGGUCGCACAGACCGGAAAUCAAUGCUACAUGCUGGGGUGUGGACGGCAACAGAAAUUAUGAUUCCGUAAACUUUGGUUUAAUUGGGGCUAGCUCGAAUCCCUGUUCGGAUAUCUACCCUGGACCUGAACCCUUCUCGGAAGUGGAGACUGCAUACGUCCGAGACGUUCUGCUGGAACACGUGGACCGGAUCCAAAUAUUCAUGGACGUCCACAGUUACGGCAAUUAUAUAACGUAUGGCUAUGGCGAUGGUUCGUUGCCACCGAAUCCUGUAGAGCUGCACCUGGUGUCUGCGGUGAUGGGGGCAGCUAUAGACAUAUACAAACUGCCUGAGGCUUAUUUCUACAGAGUGGGCAAUAGUGGCAUCUUGAUGUACCCAACGGCGGGAUGUGCUCAAGACUAUGCUCAGUCUAUAGGCGUUCCCUCUCGUUGACACUGGAGCUGCCAAGCUACGGGCAUGAUUUCGAGGCUCCUCCACAGUACAUUGGUCAGAUCAAUGACGAGACGUGGUACGGCAUCGCGGAGAGUGCCAGGCUCGCUCGCAAGUUCUACAGGAUGAGGCCGAGCUCUCCUGUCAACCCUCCAGUUAACCCUCCUAAUAAUAAUUAA
Spodoptera littoralis (African cotton leafworm) is the source of this 1331-nucleotide messenger RNA. Lineage: Eukaryota; Metazoa; Arthropoda; Insecta; Lepidoptera; Noctuidae. The record is from the annotation of a GenBank genome assembly.